This is a messenger RNA of Paramecium primaurelia, 1703 nucleotides long. Lineage: Eukaryota; Ciliophora; Oligohymenophorea; Peniculida; Parameciidae. The record is from the annotation of a GenBank genome assembly.
AUGAACAUACUAUUUUUUUUUCUUAUAAAUUUGGUUGAACUAAGUGAGCUUAAUUUAAAUAAACUUAUUGUUCAAAUUAACCAACGAUUAAUUUGCAAAUCAGUUAUUACCAUUAAUAGUAGUUAUAUUAACUCUAUCCGUUUAUGGGAUGUCAAAACAGGAUAAUAAAAAGCCAAAUUAGAUGGUCUUAGUAGUUAUGUCUACUCAGUCUGUUUCUCUCCUGAUGGAAAUACAUUAGCUUCUGGUAGUUAUGAUUACUCUAUCCGUCUAUGGGAUGUCAAAACAGGAUAAUAAAAAGCCAAAUUAGAUGGUCAUAGUAGUUAUGUCUACUCAGUCUGUUUCUCUCCUGAUGGAAAUACAUUAGCUUCUGGUAGUUAUGAUUACUCUAUCCGUCUAUGGGAUGUCAAAACAGGAUAAUAAAAAGCCAAAUUAGAUGGUCAUAGUAGUUAUGUCUACUCAGUCUGUUUCUCUCCUGAUGGAAAUACAUUAGCUUCUGGUAGUUAUGAUUACUCUAUCCGUCUAUGGGAUGUCAAAACAGGAUAAUAAAAAGCCAAAUUAGAUGGUCAUAGUAGUUAUGUCUACUCAGUCUGUUUCUCUCCUGAUGGAAAUACAUUAGCUUCUGGUAGUUAUGAUUACUCUAUCCGUCUAUGGGAUGUCAAAACAGGAUAAUAAAAAGCCAAAUUAGAUGGUCAUAGUAGUUAUGUCUACUCAGUCUGUUUCUCUCCUGAUGGAAAUACAUUAGCUUCUGGUAGUUAUGAUUACUCUAUCCGUCUAUGGGAUGUCAAAACAGGAUAAUAAAAAGCCAAAUUAGAUGGUCAUAGUAGUUAUGUCUACUCAGUCUGUUUCUCUCCUGAUGGAAAUACAUUAGCUUCUGGUAGUUAUGAUUACUCUAUCCGUCUAUGGGAUGUCAAAACAGGAUAAUAAAAAGCCAAAUUAGAUGGUCAUACUAGUUAUGUCUACUCAGUCUGUUUCUCUCCUGAUGGAAAUACAUUAGCUUCUGGUAGUUAUGAUAAGUCUAUCCGUCUAUGGGAUGUCAAAACAGGAUAAUAAAAAGCCAAAUUAGAUGGUCAUAGUAAUUAUGUUAGAUCAGUCUGUUUCUCUCCUGAUGGAAAUACAUUAGCUUCUGGUAGUGAUGAUAAGUCUAUCCGUCUAUGGGAUGUCAAAACAGGAUAAUAAAAAGCCAAAUUAGAUGGUCAUAGUAAUUGUAUCAACUCAGUCUGUUUCUCUCCUGAUGGAAAUACAUUAGCUUCUGGUAGUAAUGAUAAGUCUAUCCGUCUAUGGGAUGUCAAAACAGGAUAAUAAAAAGCCAAAUUAGAUGGGCAUAGUAAUUGUAUUAACUCAGUCUGUUUCUCUCAUGACGGAAAAACAUUAGCUUCUUGUAGUUAGGAUAACUCUAUCCGUCUAUGGUCUGUAAAGACAGGAUAAGAAAUAAUAUCCUCUGAUAAAAACUACAAAGAUAUUCUUUCAUAAUUUAAGAUUCCACUCCAAUAACCUAGCCAUAUUUCCGAAAGUACUAUUUAUCUUCGAUCAUAUUUUUAGCCUCCAAUUAUAUCACUACCCUCCUAAUAUCUUAAUCCGCUAUAUUCUAAGCAUAAGGAGCACUUGUUCUCAAAGGAGAAUUCAUUAAUCAUCAAGGCACUGAUUUGAGACCUUUAUUGAAAUCCAAAGGUAGUUGCUUUUUGGAAAACCUUACGUAAAAGUGA